Molecule: messenger RNA, 1041 nt
Organism: Magnolia sinica
Lineage: Eukaryota; Viridiplantae; Streptophyta; Magnoliopsida; Magnoliales; Magnoliaceae
Product: thioredoxin-like
Exons: 2
Coding region: 107-664 (185 amino acids)
Cellular component (GO): cytoplasm
Molecular function (GO): oxidoreductase activity, acting on a sulfur group of donors, disulfide as acceptor; protein-disulfide reductase activity
Source: RefSeq, a predicted model, not a curated record
GAAAAAAGAAAGAAAGAAGAAUCAGAAUGCAAUGCUCUUCCUAUCCUGAUACCACAAACAAAAUCAAAUAGAGAGAGAGAGAGAGAAAGAGAGAGAGAGAGAGAGAAUGGCAGUUGAAAUGAGUACCAUUGCUACUAGUACUACUAGAGGAUGUAUGCUACGAGCUCACAUCCCCUUUUACUCUAAGGAGAAGCUUCAUUUGCCUACAUCUAAUGUUUUUAAGAUGGCCAAAACCUCUCUCUCAUCAUCAACACUAUCUUCCUCUUCUUUCAUCUCUCCUUCAACCCUCCUCCACCGCCGCCAGUGCAGGUCUGGCAUCAUCUGCAAAGCCGGUAGUGGAACCGAUGUAGCUCUAGUGGUGACUGAUACAGACUGGAGCAAUCUCGUUGUUGGUAGCAAAACGCCCGUUCUAGUAGAAUUUUGGGCCCCAUGGUGUGGACCCUGCCGAAUGAUCACGCCAGUGAUCGACGAACUGGCGAGAGAAUACGCCGGGAAGAUUGCUUGCUACAAGCUCAACACCGACGAUUGCCCGACCAUAGCCACACAGUACGGUAUUCGGAGCAUACCGACUGUGUUGUUCUUCAAGAAUGGAGAGAAGAAAGAAAGUGUCAUUGGUGCAGUGCCCAAAUCCACCUUGACUGCUACCAUAGAGAAAUAUUUGUAAAUGUGAUGCAUUUGCUUAAAACCAUGGUUACCAUAUGGUUCAUGUGGUUGCACCAUAACAAUUAUCCUUACGUGGAUGCAUGUAGUCCAUGAAUUUCUGAUAAAUGUAUAACUGUGGGGCCCAUGGUGACAUUGGUCACAAUUUAGGCCCGAGCUUUCAAUUGUCAAGAUGUCCUUCCAUUGAGAAAUGAUCACUUGUGUAUAACAUCACUCCGAGCAGUGAAAAAGGUGGGCCACACCAUGAAGGUUGCCUGGAGAGAAAAUCAGGUUGGCCCAGUCGUUGAUGGACACUCAUUGGUGGGCCCAACCAGCCCAACAGAGUUGUAUUCGGUGAUGUUAGGAUCUUAAGAAAUUAAUGCAUUAUACUUGCAUUGCUUA